Molecule: messenger RNA, 576 nt
Organism: Entamoeba histolytica HM-1:IMSS
Lineage: Eukaryota; Evosea; Mastigamoebida; Endamoebidae
Product: maltose O-acetyltransferase, putative
Exons: 2
Coding region: 1-576 (191 amino acids)
Source: RefSeq, a predicted model, not a curated record
AUGAACACCACUGCUGAACAAGAAACAAAGUAUAUGUUAGAAGGUAAAAUUAUGAUACCAGCAACACCUGAUGGAGUUGCUGCAUCACUUGCAUUAGGAAAUAAGUUAUUUGAUUUCAACCAUGAACGAGAUUUAUCCUUCCAACAAUACAAUGUCUUUGCUCCAUUCAAUUGCACACGAGGGAAUUUCAUUGACAUUGGAGACAACACAGUGAUUAACAUUAAUUGUUAUAUUCUUGAAGGUGGACCAGUGAAAAUAGGAAAUAAUGUGAUGAUAGGACCUAAUGUUAGUCUUAUAGGUGGUACACACUCAACUGAUCCAAAGAUCAGAAACGCAUGUGGUGGAACAGCAUAUGGAAAACCAAUUACCAUCAAGGAUGGAGCAUGGAUAGGAUGUGGUGCAAUCAUCUUACCAGGUGUAACAAUUGGAGAAAAUGCGGUUGUUGGGUCAGGAAGUGUAGUCACGCAUGAUGUUCCAGACAAUAUGAUUGCUGUUGGAAAUCCUGCUAAAGUUAGGAGAAGAGUUUCAGAACAUCUAGGAUGGACAAUAGAGAAUAGGGAUGUUCCAUUAGACUAA